GCCGAAGCGCUGUCUCAGGAGGGCAGCGCACCGCUCCCAGUGGGUUGGGCCCUAAGCUCAUCUAAGACGGGGAAUUGUUUCAGUGAUACCCAGAAACGUUACCUCGAAGACAAGUUUAUGAUUGGUCAAGAAACGGGCCACAAGCAAGAUCCAGCAGUCGUAGCACAUGACAUGCGCUUCGCUCGAAACAAUAAAGGAGCAAGACUGUUUAUUGUUCAGGAAUUUUUGACUGCCAGACAAAUCCAGUCUUUCUUCUCGAGGAUGGCUGCAAAACUACGACGUCAGGGACAGUCGACAUGCGAGACCGACCUGGAGCCUAAUGAUGACGAUAUAGCUGCAGCAGAAGAAGAACAGGCCUACGAGGACAUUCGUACGCUAGUCCUUAGCGAAGUCCAGCUCCGCCAUCCUAUCGUGUUCGACACCUACAAUCUGUGCAAAAUGUGCAAAGAAAGUAAGCUGAAUAAACUAAGCAUACCCAUGCUUCGGAAUGUCUGCGAUCACUUUGACAUAAACAUGGAAAGCACUACUUCUGGGCGCAAAGCCCCUUACAUCGCAAAGAUAACAGAACUAGUUGAAACAUGCGACUGCAACUGA
Molecule: messenger RNA, 594 nt
Organism: Paramuricea clavata
Lineage: Eukaryota; Metazoa; Cnidaria; Anthozoa; Malacalcyonacea; Plexauridae
Source: the annotation of a GenBank genome assembly